AUGUUUUUAUCAUUACUUUGCCUCGGCAAAAUUGAAUACCAAUUACAUGCAUACGUUGAUGGACAAUACUGUGAAGGUGACAAUUUUACGCAUAUGUCCUUUCUUUGUCCAUUUUUACCGUUUCAAGUUCGAAAUGUAACAAUUAUCAAAGGCGAUCUUGAAAUUGAUCAGAUCAAUAACUCAGUAUUGCCACAAGUAUCAUACGUUUACAUCGCUCCAGAGUCAUUUACAGGAAUGAUUCCUAAAGAUUUUAUGAUUUUUUAUCAAUACAUAGAAACAUUCAUUGCUGAUGGCGUAACUGCAAUAGGUGAGAAUGCAUUCCUCACAUGCUCAAAUCUCAAGACAAUUUCAUUCCAAAAUGUCGAAAUUCUCAAUAAUAAUUGUCUUCGCGAGUUAAGAAUACAAGAUUUCAGCUUCCCUAAAUGCAAAUUUGUUGGAAAUUACGUAUUUGAUGAUAAUCCAUCAAUUAAAAGCCUUUAUUUACCAGUUUGCACUGAAAUUGGAAUAAUUGCAAAUCCAAAUCAAAAUUUCACCAAAAUUUAUGCACCUCUACUUGAAAAGCACACAAACAUUACUGUCGGCCAUAUAGAUGAGUUCACUUUUGGCAGUUCAUAUUUGAACUCUAAUUUAAGUUUAAAUUUGACUUUCACUGUGACAAAUUUUGUUUUGACAUCAAUAAAAAGUGUCAAGAAAGAUGAUUUUGUUGGUAUUGAUUUCGUCAAAAUUUCUAUGCCAAAGGUUGAAACAAUCUCAGAAGAAACUUUCUCAGGAAAAUCUGUUGAGGAAAUAUCAGCUCCAAACUGUAAUUUGGUCGGCCAAAAUGCUUUGUCAAAUUGCGCAAAAUUGACAAAAAUAAAACUUGAAAAAGUAACGACAUUGAAGAAACAAGAUUUAUCUGGAAAAAUUAUCAAUGAAUUAGUCUUGUUAAAUUUAGAAUCUUAUGAAGAUUUUUCAUGUCAAGAAAUUGAAAAUCUGACAUUAGGUAAAAAUAUUGAUUUUUUGUCAAAUUCGAAAUUUUCCGUCAAAAAGAUAACACUUCUUGAUAUCGACGAGAUAACCGAAGAAUCAUUUAAUGAUGUUUCUGUUACUGAAGAAGUUAUUUUAAGAGAUACAACCAAAAUAGGUCCAAAAACUUUCAGUUCAUUCAAAAAAUUGACAAAUGUCAAAGGACCAAAAGUGACAAGCAUUGGGCAAGAAUGUUUUGCUUUUUGCAGCAAUUUAGAGUCUGUUUCAUUUGAUUUAUUAGAUUUAGUUCCAAAAGAUACUUUCUCUCAUUGUACUAAUCUCAAAUCAAUUUCUCUUCCAUAUGUCUCAAUAUUGGAAGAAAAUUGUUUUUCAUUUUGUUUCAGUCUGACUGAAAUUAGCUUUCCGAACUUGAGAACAAUUCAUGACAAAGCAUUCAUGAAUGACAAAAACUUAAUGAAACUAGAUGCCCCAAACGUUGAAGAAACAGGAAUUGAAAUCUUAUCGAAUUGCGAAAAAUUGAAAUCCAUUGAAUUUUCAAAGCUAAAAGUUCUCAAAAAUGGAACUUUCUGUCAAUGCAUGAGUUUAAGUGAAGUAUCCUUAUCAUCAGUAACAAAGUUUGAAGGAGAUUAUCACUUUUACAAGUGCUCAUCAUUAACUAAAUUAUUGUUGACUUCGUUGGAAACAGUUAAUGUUUUAUCAACAAAUAUUUUUGUUGGUUGUAAUAAUCUGACAAAGAUAAAAUUUGGAAACAAAAUUCCUGUUAAAUUUAAUGAAACAAUUGAAUUUAACGGAACUGAAAUCGAAUUUAAUUCUUCAAAUGUCUGGAAGGAUAUCCAGGAUGAUGGCUAUUAUAAAAUCACUGGAUUGUUGAUUUGGCAUGGGUACAAUACUCAAUAUUAUAGCAAAAUAAGAUUAGCAGGAUUUAUAAUAAUGAUCAUUUGCAUUGUUGCUAUAGCUGCAUUUAUUGUUUAUUUCUGUGUUCGUAAGAUAAUAACAAAGAAUAUAGAUAAUCAUAUAACAAGUUAUUUAUUAACAACAAACCAAAUGAUUUAA
Messenger RNA from Trichomonas vaginalis G3, 2019 nucleotides. RefSeq names its product ribonuclease inhibitor domain-containing protein. The transcript has a single exon. Bases 1 to 2019 code for a protein of 672 amino acids. NCBI's taxonomy places the organism in Eukaryota, Parabasalia, Trichomonadida, Trichomonadidae. The record is from RefSeq and is a predicted model, not a curated record.